AUGACACCAAGGAAGGUGUUAAAAGGUCUUGUUGAUGCUAGGAUAACUGAGUCCAACGAAACGCAAGGAGAUUGUUGCAAAAGUUGGAGAGGCAUCAGGACUUUGGACUUUUUUCAAAUUGCUAAUCAUGGAGUACCUGUUGAUCUUUUGGAGGAGUUAAGGGGUGGGGUACGUGGGUUUUUUGAGCAAGACACUGACGUGAAGAAACAGUUUUACACUCGUGAGUACUUCCAACCUUUGGUGUACAGUAGCAAUCCUGAUCUAUACAGCUCACCGGCCACUAAUUGGAGGGACACUUUUAUGUGCUACAUCAUGUCUUCUGGCUUAGUAGGAUUAGGAAACUUGAUUAGUAUCAAACGGCAGAUUCAAGAGUGUAGAGCACAGGGUAGUGGCAAACCGUGUCGGUCCAAGAAUAUCGGUGACAAGCUUCUUUACGACAGGAUGUCUUUCAUCAGUUCUUCAUACUUCAAGGUUCCCUUGCCGAACAUAAGCAUCUUGGAGUUGCAAUUUGAAGAUAGAGCAGUGCAAUUUGUGCUGACCUCUAACAAUCUUGCAGCUGCAAUUGGGAUUCCAACAGACAUACUUAAUCGCAGGAUAAAUUUCUGGAUAAGCAAGUUACCUUUAAUCAUUUUGAAUUUCGAGUUGAAUGAUAUGAUGCGUCAUUUAUUGGAAUUUCUUGCAGAAUCAUUUGGGGCAGACUCUGAAGACCACGUGUUUACACUAAUGGAAGGUAUGGUUGACAGUGGUAAAAAUGGUGGUACGAAUGGAAGCAUCGAGGAUCUUAUAGUUGCUGAUGAAGAGGGGGAGAGCUCUGUAGCCUCUGUGGAGGAUCAACUGCACAAGGAAAUGACUGUGUAUGAGAUGUUCUGCUUAGCCGAUCCUCCUUACGACAAAACUCUCCAACAGCUGCAAAGUUUCUUGACGGGUCUAGUUUCCGAAGAGAAGUUGGAACUAAGAGAUGGACUAUAUCAUGUAAAAAAAGCCCAUAGGUUUGAUCCUGCAGAACUGAAAAUGAAGAGAACAAAUGUGAAGCCUGUGUCAGAGCAUAUUGGUGGCUGCUACCCAAAUGAGAAGCUUGAUGUGAAUAGGAUUCUAAGCAUCUUGUUCAGAUUAUCAUGUGUUAAAGGCCUUGUUGAUGCUGGGAUAACCAAGGUUCCAAGAAUUUUUCAUCUACCCGUAGAUCAGUAUCCCAUCAACAACACUUGUGAUUCAGAACCCACCAAAACCCAGCUCAGAAUUCCAGUCAUAGACCUGGAAGGCCUUGAAUAUGAUAACAGUCCAACCAAGCGCAAGGAGACUGUUGCCAAAGUUGGAGAGGCAUCAGAGACUUGGGGCUUUUUCCAAAUUGCCAAUCAUGGCAUACCUGUUGAUGUUUUGGAAGAGAUAAAGAAUGGGGUACGUGGUUUUUUUGAGCAAGACACUGAGGUGAAGAAGAAGUAUUACACUCGUGAUCGCUUCAGACCUGUGAUCUACAACAGCAACUUUGAUCUUUAUAGUGCACCGGCAACUAAUUGGCGGGACACUAUUUUGUGUAAUAUGGCUCCUAAUCCUCCUAAGCCAGAAGACUUGCCACAAGUAUGCAGAGACAUACUUGUUGAGUACUCCAAGCAAGUAAUGAAGUUGGGGAAGUUGUUGUUCGAGUUGCUGUCUGAGGCGCUUGGGCUGAAGCCAAGUCACUUGAAUGACAUGGAUUGUAGUUUAGGGCUUCAGAUUCUAGGCCAUUACUAUCCCCCCUGUCCACAGCCAGAGUUAACUUUGGGCACAAGCAAGCACGCUGACAAUGACUUUAUCACAGUCCUUCUGCAAGAUCAUAUUGGUGUUCUUCAAGUUCUUCAUCAGAACAACUGGAUUGAUGUACUUCCUGUGCCUGGGGCUCUAGUGCUUAUAUCAAAUGACAGAUUCAGGAGUGUAGAACACAGGGUAUUGGCAAAUCGUGCCGGUCCAAGAGUAUCUGUUGCUUGUUUCUUUAGCACAGGUUUUUUAGCAUUGCCACGAAUCUAUGGACCCAUUAAGGAGUUGCUAUCAGAAGACAAUCUUCCAAAGUACAGGGAGACAACUGUGAAGGACUAUAAUGCUCACCACUAUAAUAAAGGCCUUGAUGGGACCUCUGCCUUGACUCAUUUCAAGCUCUGA
This is a messenger RNA of Prunus armeniaca (apricot), 2133 nucleotides long. Lineage: Eukaryota; Viridiplantae; Streptophyta; Magnoliopsida; Rosales; Rosaceae. The record is from the annotation of a GenBank genome assembly.